GAAGGUACAAAGACUCUACAACGUAAACAAAGAAUGUGGUGUUGUAGCGUUAGUUGUAUACAUUCGACUGUAAAGUUGGUUCUAUUGUUAUGUUUCUUAACUUUCUGCAUCCAGUUCUGGUUGAGCAAAAAAGAACAUUUAACAAGCGGCGACGAAGUUGCUGUUUUAGUUAAAAAAUAUGCAGGUUUGAAACCAAAGGUAGCUUUUGAGAAGAUCGGUACAGUGCUUCGUAGAAUGUAUCCUGGACACAUUCUACCAGAGGAGGACAUGCAGUGGAUUUUUAUGAAUGCUGGGGGUUGGAUGGGCAGCAUGUGCCUGCUGCAUGCUUCUUUGACUGAGUAUAUCUUGUUUUUUGGUACAGCAAUGGAAACAUCAGGUCACUCAGGUCGAUACUGGGCAAACAUCUCUGACACUCUGAUAUCGGGGUCAAUGAAACAGUGGAGGGAGGGGGAGUUGGAGGCUCACAUCUACAACGCUGGUGACACUGUGCCCCACCCAAUGGGAAAUGUAACAGGAGUUUUCUUCAAUGCUGACACCUGGAUGGUAGAGUAUGGCAGGGGAUUUAUACCAUCAACACUCACAUUUGCCCUUGCAGACACUUUCUUCAGCACCACAGAUUUUGUGACAUUGUUUUACAUUUUAAGAGUGUAUGCCAAAGCAUUAUUUUUAGAAAUGAAUGCCUCUAUGGAUGAAUGGAGAGAAUAUGUUAAAGAUAAUUUGUAAUAGGAGUGUGGACUUUAUCUGCCUUUACUGGGACCAAAUUUUAAACAUUCUGUACCUUUUUUGACCUGUUCGCUUGUUUAACAAAAAAAAAAAAAAUCAAAAAAAAAUCUGCCUUUGAAGUAACAAACUCAGGUAUACAGGUGAGACAAAAUACAUAUAAAUAGUCAUCCAUUUGACAAAAAAGUGGGUUAACCCUUAAAGAUGAAUGGAACAGACACUUUUAUUAAGAUUUUAAUAUUACUGUCCAUCACAGUAAUUAAUAUUUAUACUUUGUUGUUUGUGCAUUCAGCUUUUAUUGCUUAUUAUUUGACAUUCCAGGAUGUGCUUUUUGUUCAAUCAUUUUAUUGACUCAGAGACAGUUUUUAAGAUCAGGGUAAUACUGACACAUUCACUGGGGUUUUUGCUGCAUUCUUGGGAUUUUGGAAGUACAUUGUACAUCAUAGACUGAUAGAGUAAAUCUAAUUAUACCCGCGUUCCGGAGGAGAGGGGUGUAUACUGUUUUACCCUUGUGUGUCUGUCUUUCUGUCUAGCUGUCUGUGUGUCAGUGUAUCUGUGUGUGCAUGUGUCUGUCCGUAACAAAUUUUCGUCACAGUUUUCUCAGCAAUUAUGCAUCACAGAUGAUUGAAAUUUUAGCACACCCUUUGUUCUGGCAUGCCAUAUGGUGGGAUUCAUUUUUUUGCGAAUCCAAGGUCAGCUUCCUGUUUAUCCGUGCGUCUGUCCAUACCAUACAUAACAAAUUUUGGUCGCAGUUUUCUCAGCAAUUAUUCAUUGCAGAUGCUUGAAAUUCUAGCACGCUCUUUGUUUAGGCAUGCCAUAUGGUAGGAUUCAUUUUGUACGAAUCUGAUGUCAACUUCCUGUUUAUCCGUGCAUCUGUCUGUACCAUACAUAACAAAUUUUGGUCACAGUUUUCUCAGCAUCUUCUUAUCGCAGAUGCUUGAGAGUUAAGCAAACUCUUUGUUUAUGCAUGUCAUAUGGAGGAAUUUAUUUUUGUACGAAUCUGAUGUCAACUACCAUAAAUGAACUUGUGUAUUUACAUCAGAGCGGGGGUAUUAUUAGUGAGAAUUGGCUCACAGACUUCUUGUUCAUUACAUGUUCAGGUUUGAUGAUAAUUAUUUCAAUACCUGUUCAGCUGCAGAUAUGUUUGAUGUAACUGUCAAAUACUCAUUUAAUAGUUUGUUUUCAGUGAUAAUUAUUAAUCAUUGUAGAUUUAUUUCGCAGAGAGAGAGAGAGAGAGAGACGUGUAUCACAGCAAAAGAGAUUGCAAGGUUUUGUUUGAUAUAUAUAUAUAUAUAUAUAUAUAUAUAUAUAUAUAUAUAUAUAUAUAUAUAUAUAUAUAUAUAAAGAUUUUUUCCAGAUAAAAGACACUGUAAGUGUGCUAAAUAUGCGAAGUUUUGGUGUUUACAUGAAUUUGUCAUUCCCCGAAUGAAUAGUCUGAUGCAUGGUGUGUUGAAAGUGAAUUAAUGUGUGGAAGGACCUUUUUAAGCAUGUUUUUGUACUCUGUUUCUUUCUUUGCAAUAUUUCCAAGUAAAAAAGAAUUACAUGAA
This is a messenger RNA of Saccostrea echinata, 2267 nucleotides long. RefSeq names its product sigma non-opioid intracellular receptor 1-like. Bases 34 to 723 code for a protein of 229 amino acids. Gene Ontology annotation, cellular component: endoplasmic reticulum. The record is from RefSeq and is a predicted model, not a curated record. The transcript has 4 exons. Lineage: Eukaryota; Metazoa; Mollusca; Bivalvia; Ostreida; Ostreidae.